Messenger RNA from Ceraceosorus bombacis, 1001 nucleotides. The record is from the annotation of a GenBank genome assembly. NCBI's taxonomy places the organism in Eukaryota, Fungi, Basidiomycota, Exobasidiomycetes, Ceraceosorales, Ceraceosoraceae.
AUGGAAGUCGAUUCAGAGGGUGCGACCCUGGCCCCACCACCCGCUCCAGCCAGGGAAGUCAAGACUGGCUCUGAAUUGGGCCUACCUGUGGUCAAUGCCUCAGGUUCCGAGACACUUCGCGUCGGUCCUGAGGAGUCAGAUCGUGACGCUGCAAUCGAUCCUUUGUUGACCGGCGCUGCUCCCUCAUUAGCGAUGGACGUCGAUCCUCAGCGCGGUGCAGCAAGCAAUAAUGAGACGAGCGUCGAUCAAAAAAUCGCACCACCUUCGUCUGCGAAGCUUUCGGGAUCUGGGUCAGCGCUAGCGAUACAGACGAAGACGGUCCAUGAAGACUUGGUAGAAGAUGAUAGUGCCAUUCAGACACAGUCAUCGAUCCGUGACCAGCGAGAGGAAACCGCUGGAAGCCAAGUCGGCGGUACCACGAUCGUUUCUGAGCCUCAGCCUCAGUACCACGAUGGUAUCCUUUCUCGGCGGAAGUCGAUGCCGCCUUCGCCCCGAAAACCUAUAGAGUCACUACCGCCAGCACCGCCUGCGCUGAUCUCCUCAAAGCCCUCGCUUUUGCCGAGCAGCAGCCCCCACCAAUCUGGUCGCUCAAUGGCUGACGUCACGGCAGUCUCGCAUGCCAAUAGCUCAUUCGAGAGCACUGGCGCAUUCCAGCAACAGCAACCAGAUGGCCCUGCAGAUGAAGACGAUAUGGAUGAUGGAGACGAUGCGACUGUGGACGAUGAAGGUGGAGUGAUCCGGUGCGCUUUGACGCGACUUCGAUCUUUGUCCAAAGGGUCGAGACUGAUAAUCUAACACUCUCCCUAACAGGUGUAUCUGCGGCUACGACACAGACGACGGCUUCACUAUUCAGUGUGAGAGGUGUCUGGUAUGGCAGCAUUGUGCCUGUUUCGGCAUGUCCCAAGCAUCAGUGCCAGACGAGUAUCUGUGCGAGAUGUGCGACCCCCGUGAAGUCAACGUUGCCUUUGCUCAACAACAUCAACAGCGAAGGCGAGAAGUAG